AUCUGCUGUGGCUCCACACUUCUUUUGCCUUCAUGUAUCUGCUCCUGACCGUCUACAGCAUGAGGAGACACACGUCCAAGAUGCACUACAAGGAGGACGACCUGGUGAAACGCACUUUAUUCAUUAACGGCAUCUCUAAAUACGCUGAGGAGAGUCAGAUCAAACAGCACUUUGAACAGGCGUAUGAGAACUGCACCGUGCUGGAGGCUCGGAUCUGCUACAACGUGGCCAAACUGAUGUCUCUGAAUGCAGAGAGGAAGAAGACGGAGCGCAGUAAGAAGUUCUUCACCGACCUGAUGGCGAAGGAACACGUUCCCACCAUGAUCAACCCCAAACCCUGUGGACACCUCUGCUGCUGCGCCAUCACCGGCUGCGAGGAGGAGGAGGCGGUGAGCUUCUACACGAAGAGAGAGUCCAAACUGAAGGAGGAGUACAGGAAGGAGAAGGAGAAGGUCCACACCAAACCGCUGGGCAUGGCCUUCGUCACCUUCCAGAACGAGUCCAUGACCGCCAUUAUUUUGAAAGAUUUUAACGCCUGUCAAGUUCAGGGUUGUCGGUGUCGACAGGAGCCACGUUCCUCUCAGUUCAGUGACGCUCUUCAUGUUCACAACUGGAGCGUUUCAUACGCACCUGACCCGCAGAACGUCCGCUGGGAGCAUCUGUCGCUGGGUGGCAUCUCCUGGUGGAUCCGCUGCUUCAUCAUCAACUGCAUCCUCUUCCUCCUGCUCUUCUUCCUCACCACACCUGCCAUCAUCAUCUCCACAAUGGACAAGUUCAACGUCACCAAGCCCGUCGAGUAUCUAAACAAUCCCAUCGUCACUCAGUUCUUCCCGACUCUGCUUCUCUGGGCGUUCUCUGCUCUGCUGCCGACCAUCGUCUAUUACUCUGCCUUCUUCGAGGCUCACUGGACCAGGUCUGGUGAAAACAGGACAACGAUGCACAAAUGUUACACCUUCCUGAUCUUCAUGGUGCUGCUGCUUCCGUCUCUUGGACUCAGCAGUCUGGAUGUUUUCUUCCGUUGGCUCUUCGAUAGAAAGUUUCUGGCUGAUGCUAAAGUCAGAUUUGAGUGCGUCUUCCUGCCUGAUAACGGAGCUUUCUUCGUCAAUUAUGUCAUCGCCUCUGCGUUCAUUGGAAACGCCAUGGACCUGUUGAGGAUCCCGGGUCUGCUCAUGUACAUGAUUCGGCUGUGCCUGGCUCGCUCCGCCGCCGACCGCCGCAACGUCAAGAGGCACCAGGCCUAUGAGUUCCAGUUUGGAGCAGCAUACGCCUGGAUGAUGAACGUCUUCACGGUGGUGAUGGCCUACAGCAUCACCUGCCCCAUCAUCGUCCCCUUUGGUCAGAGUCAACACGACACAGCAUCACACAGUCUACAGCAGUAUAUGUAUCACAGUGUCAGUACUACAAUACUGUCGAAGUACUGAAGUACUGAUACGAGUAACUAGAACAAUAAAACUUCAUUCACAUCAUAUCAGAAUCUAAAAC
Paralichthys olivaceus (Japanese flounder) is the source of this 1482-nucleotide messenger RNA. NCBI's taxonomy places the organism in Eukaryota, Metazoa, Chordata, Actinopteri, Pleuronectiformes, Paralichthyidae. The record is from RefSeq and is a predicted model, not a curated record.